AACGGCAUUCCUAGAGACCAGUCUUUCCAGCGAAAGGCCGGGUACGUUCAGCAACAAGACAUCCACCUCGAGACAUCCACUGUUAGGGAAGCCUUGCGAUUCAGUGCCAUGCUGCGCCAGCCAGCUUCGGUCAGCAAGCAAGAGAAGUACGACUAUGUUGAAGAGGUGAUUGGGCUUCUGGAAAUGGAGGCCUAUGCGGAUGCCAUUGUUGGUGUACCCGGAGAAGGCUUGAAUGUUGAGCAACGUAAACGUUUGACCAUCGGCGUUGAACUCGCUGCGAAACCCGAUCUCCUCCUAUUCCUCGACGAACCGACCUCGGGCCUCGACAGUCAGACAGCGUGGUCAAUCUCGUCACUGAUCCGAAAACUCUCUGAAAACGGCCAAGCCAUUCUCGUGACAAUCCACCAACCCUCCGCUCUCUUGUUUCAGCAAUUCGACCGUCUUCUUCUCCUCGCACACGGUGGCAAAACAGUCUACUUCGGCGACAUUGGUGAGAACUCCCGCGUGCUCACGAGCUACUUUGAGCAGUACGGAGCAACGCCUUGCGGACAGGACGAGAACCCCGCCGAGUGGAUGCUCAAAGUCAUCGGCGCUGCUCCGGGCGCCAAGGCUGAGAGAGAUUGGCCCGAGACCUGGAAGGAGAGCCAUGAGUGUGCCGAAAUAAGCCGCGAGCUUGAGCGUCUCGAGCAGGGCGCGGCGACUAACAGCUCGACGUCGAGUCCCGAUGAGAUGUCUACUUACGCUGCGCCGUUUCAUGUUCAGCUUGCUUUAUGUACCGAGCGUGUCUUCCAACAGUAUUGGCGGACACCGUCGUACAUUUACUCCAAGUUGGUCUUGUCUGGUGGCACGAGCUUGUUCAUCGGCGUAUCUUUCUACAACUCACCACUCACGAUGCAAGGACUCCAGAGUCAGAUGUUUUCCAUCUUCAUGUUGUUGGUAGUCUUUGCGUUCCUGGUCUACCAGACGAUGCCCAACUUCAUCCUGCAACGCGAGCAGUACGAGGCGAGAGAACGCGCCUCUAGGGCAUACUCUUGGUAUGUGUUCGUGCUCGUGAACAUCAUCGUCGAGCUGCCCUGGAACACUCUGGCUGCUAUCGUAAUCUUCUUCCCAUUCUACUAUCUCGUCGGCAUGUACCGUAAUGCCAUCCCAACGGAUGCGGUUACGGAACGUGGUGGCCUCAUGUUCCUACUCAUCUGGGCCUUCAUGCUCUUCGAGUCGACUUUUGCCGACAUGGUUGUCGCUGGUGUGCCGACAGCAGAGAUUGGCGCGACUCUCUCUCUUCUACUCUUUGCCUUGUGUCUGAUCUUUUGCGGUGUCAUUGUACCGGUAAACGCCCUUCCAGGUUUCUGGAAGUUCAUGUACCGCGUCUCACCCUUGACCUACCUCGUUGAAGGCCUCUUGUCAACGGGACUAGCACACAACAACGUAAACUGCUCUCGACUCGAGCUACUGCAGUUCAGUCCAGCGAAUGGAACCGCAUGUGGUGAUUAUAUGGCCCCGUAUAUGCAAAUGGCCGGCGGCAGUGUCUUCAACCCCAACAGCACCGACGUCUGUCAAUUCUGCCCUCUGGCUACGACAGAUGCUUUCUUGGCUACCACUUCUACCUCAUACGACAGGCGAUGGCGAUCGUACGGGCUGAUGUGGGUCUAUAUCAUCUUCAACUUGUUUGCAGCUUUGUCGCUGUAUUGGCUGGCCCGGGUGCCGAAGAAGCACUCAAUCACCCAACUUUGGAAGAAGGAGUCUUUCUAA
Colletotrichum acutatum is the source of this 1749-nucleotide messenger RNA. RefSeq names its product putative ATP-binding cassette transporter. Lineage: Eukaryota; Fungi; Ascomycota; Sordariomycetes; Glomerellales; Glomerellaceae. The annotation marks the transcript as partial. The transcript is spliced from 4 exons. Gene Ontology annotation, cellular component: membrane. Gene Ontology annotation, molecular function: ATP binding; ATP hydrolysis activity; ABC-type transporter activity. The record is from RefSeq and is a predicted model, not a curated record.